Oryzias melastigma (Indian medaka) is the source of this 1363-nucleotide messenger RNA. RefSeq names its product bcl-2-like protein 1. Bases 320 to 973 code for a protein of 217 amino acids. Gene Ontology annotation, molecular function: protein heterodimerization activity; protein homodimerization activity. Gene Ontology annotation, cellular component: mitochondrial outer membrane. Lineage: Eukaryota; Metazoa; Chordata; Actinopteri; Beloniformes; Adrianichthyidae. The transcript has 3 exons. The record is from RefSeq and is a predicted model, not a curated record. Gene Ontology annotation, biological process: intrinsic apoptotic signaling pathway in response to DNA damage; negative regulation of intrinsic apoptotic signaling pathway; extrinsic apoptotic signaling pathway in absence of ligand.
AGAAUUUUCUGGAAAUCCUAGUUGGUGAUUGGCGAAAGGGAGCAGAAGGCGGGACUUGUGUCUAACUCGGUGAUCCAAUUGGCUCUCUUCCAGUGUACGUCAAUGAAGGGUCAAAGUAAGAUACUCUUGCAAAAAAAUGUACGUUUUUCUAGUCUCCUGUUAAUAUAGUGUGCGUUGAUCAGAAUGCUGAAUCAGCACCAAAUACAUCCUGAAAUUGCUGUAGCUGCUGCAUAGAGGGACUGAUGUGACAGAUGACUAAGUGGAAGAAAUCAUGGCAUCUAAAUAGGUUGGCUUCACGCUGGAGGUCUAAGCUUAAACAAUGUCCCACUGUAACCGAGAGCUGGUGCAGUUCUAUUUAGGCUAUAAGAUGUCAUCCAGAGACUAUCCUGUGUCCCUGCUGAAACCCACAGAUGAUGGGGGACAAACUGCAGAGGACCGCUCUGCUACCUGCAACGGCACACUGGUCAACAGCGAGGACGGCCAGCUGAAGAAGUCCUGCCCCUGUUGUGCUAGCAUGGAUGCCAUCAAAUCCACCCUUAAAGAUUCGGCCAAUGAGUUUGAGCGUCGCUUCAGUCAAGGUUUUAGUGAUCUCUCUCUGCAGUUUCACAUCACUCCUGACACGGCCUACCAAAACUUCAAAAGUGUGUUGGAUGAGCUGUUCAAGGAUGGGAUAAACUGGGGGCGUGUUGUGGGUUUGUUUGUCUUUGGUGGUGUGCUGUGUGUUGAGUGUGUCGAGAGGAAUAUGAGUGAGCUGGUCUCCCGCAUUGCUGAAUGGAUGACCAUGUACCUAGACGAGCAAAUAAGUCCAUGGAUCCACAGUCAAGGAGGAUGGGAUUGCUUUGCACAGCUGUAUGGGCAGGAUGGCGCUGCAGAAGCGAGAAGAUUUCAAGAGACGCUGAAAAAGUGGACGCUGGUCGCAGUGGCACUUCUAACCGGACUGCUGCUUGGUUUGCUCAUUGCCAAGAAACGGUGAUGGUGCUUCAUGGUGCUCGUCUCUUCAUGCACAAGUUAAGCUAAAAGGCUAAUGUUUACAUUUUAAAAUCUCUGCUGCUGCACUGACAGGCUUUUGCUAGGCUGCAUUACAGCAAGUUGUGUUACAGCCAAUAGUGUAGUGCAACUGUUUUAUCUUUUUAAUGCACAGCAGAGUGCGUCAUUUAGCAAAGAAUCUAUUCUUCUGACUGGAAGCUCUUUAAAUGAACCUGAUAAGCUAAGAAACAUUGACACACAUCUUUUAGUUUUGCAUUAACAGACAACUAUGUGUGGUCACACAGCUGACUCUUAUUUUCAUUUUGUAUUGCAAGGCUCCUUGUGUUACCUGUACUGGAGUUUAGGCAUGCUUCAAAAUAAAUAUAUUUAUGCUUUU